This is a messenger RNA of Trichechus manatus latirostris (Florida manatee), 554 nucleotides long. RefSeq names its product interleukin 26 (gene IL26). Lineage: Eukaryota; Metazoa; Chordata; Mammalia; Sirenia; Trichechidae. The record is from RefSeq and is a predicted model, not a curated record. The transcript has 5 exons. Bases 27 to 542 code for a protein of 171 amino acids.
AUAAACCCAGAGUGGGGCGGAGGGAAAUGUGGGUGAAUUGCACUUUGAGGUCUGGGUUGCUAUUUGUCACUCUGUCUUUUGCCAUUGCCAAGCACAAGCAAUCUUUCUUCACCAAAAGUUGCUGCUCAAAAGUGACCUUGACCCAAGCUGUGGACAGCCUUUUUGUCAAGGCAGCGUGGCUCAAAGCAACAAUUCCAGAAGACAGCAUCAAAAAUAUAAGACUAUUAAAAAAGAAAACAAAAAAGCUGUUUAUGAAAAAUUGCCAAUUUCAAGAACAACUUCGGUCCUUUUUCAUGGAAGAUGUUUUUGGCCACCUCCAAUUACAAGUUUGCAAGGAAAUACACUUUGUGGACGACUUCUGUAGCCUUAGGCAGAAACUGAGUCACUGCAUUUCCUGUCCUUCAUCUGCUAGAGAGAUGAAAUCCAUUACCACGAUAAAAAAAACAUUUUAUGGGAUUGGAAAUAAAGGAAUCUACAAAGCCAUCAGUGAACUGGAUAUCCUUCUUUCCUGGAUUAAAAACUUCCUGGAAAGCAUUUCGUAAAUCAAGAAGCCA